This is a messenger RNA of Budorcas taxicolor (takin), 2587 nucleotides long. It is a transcript of the gene NCAPH, whose product is annotated as non-SMC condensin I complex subunit H. Gene Ontology annotation, biological process: mitotic chromosome condensation. Gene Ontology annotation, cellular component: condensin complex. Lineage: Eukaryota; Metazoa; Chordata; Mammalia; Artiodactyla; Bovidae. The transcript is spliced from 18 exons. Gene Ontology annotation, molecular function: chromatin binding. The coding region runs from base 1 to 2199 and encodes 732 amino acids. The record is from RefSeq and is a predicted model, not a curated record.
AUGAGACCUCCCUGCCCUGCCACGAUGAAGAACUCUCCUGCAGGGCCCCGUGGAUGCCACCACGGCACCGUGUCACCUGCAGAGUGGGCGUUCCCCACGGCCCUGCCGCGGAAGGCCCCUCUCAACACUCCUGGCACCCCAGUCCUUGAAGACUUCCCUCAGAACGAUGAUGAGAAGGAGAAGCUGCAGCGGCGGCGCUCCAGGGUCUUUGACCUGCAGUUCAGCACGGACUCCCCACGUUUGCUGGCCUCCCCCUCCGGCAGGGAUGUUGGAGUUUCAGCUACAAUGCCCAAGUUUACGAACACACAGAUUACUGAACAUUAUUCUACCUGUAUCAAACUGUCUACUGAAAAUAAAAUCACCACCAAGAAUGCUUUCGGCUUGCACUUGAUUGAUUUUAUGUCAGAGAUUCUUAAACAGAAAGAUGCCGAACCAACCAACUUUAAAGUAGCUGCCGGCACUUUGGAUGCCAGCACCAAGAUCUAUGCUGUGCGUGUGGAUGCCGUCCAUGCCGAUGUAUACAAAGUCCUAGGGGGGCUGGGCAAGGAUGCGCCACCUGCGGAAGAAGCAGAGGACCAUGGGGCAGAUGGAAGUGCAACUGAAACAGGAACAGCCAAGAAGGCCCCAAAGCCAAGGAAGAAGCACUCGUGCAAAACCAUCGAGCAGAAUGUAAACAACCUCAAUGUCUCCAGCGCUGAUCGAAAGUGCGAGGUCGACCCCAUGUUCCAGAAGACGGCAGCCUCGUUUGACGAGUGCAGCACAGCAGGCGUGUUUCUCUCCACCCUCCACUGCCCAGACUACAGGAGCGAGCUGCUCUUCCCUGCCGACAUCCAGACCCUCUCCAGCGGGGAGCCUCCCGAGCUGCCGGAUUUGGGCUGGGUGGAAAUGACCGACUUAAAAGCGGCCCUGCAGCAGUGUGCAGAAGAUCGCCAAAUCUGCCCUUCCCUGGCCGGCUUCCAGUUCACUAAAUGGGACAGUGAAGCACAUAAUGAGUCGGUGUCGGCCCUGGUGGACAAGUUUAAGAAGAACGAUCAGGUGUUCGACCUCGAUGCCGAGGUGGAGGACAGUGACUGCGAGGACUUCCCCAACGGGCCCCUGGAGGAUGACUUCGAUGCCAAUGAUGAGGCAGACCAGACCGCCGCUGGGGAUCGCACCAUGCUCCGGAGCUGGAAGGAGCCCUGCCAGGUUCAAAGCUGCCAAGACGAAGUGAUUCCCCUCGGGGACGGAGACAUUUGGACCUUGUGUCCCCUUCUGUCCAUGAAACCUGGAGAGUACUCCUACUUCAGCCCCCGCACCAUGUCAAUGUGGGCCGGCCCGGAUCACUGGCGCUUUAGACCUCGACACAAACGUGACACUGCUUCACAAUCAGAGCACAGAAAGAAGAGCUCAAAGGACUUUAAAAUUGACUUUGACGAUGAUAUUGACUUUAAUGUACAUUUUCGAAAAACAAAGGCUGUUACUGUUCUGACCAAGUUCACUUUGGAGAACCAGAAUUGGAGAGCCACUACUCUUCCUACAGAUUUCCAGUAUGAGACUGAAAAUCUGGUCCAGCUGCAUCUCAAACCAGGCACCAGGUUACUGAAGAUGGCCCGAGGUCAGAAGGCAGGGACCGAGCAUUGUGAAGAAAUUGGAGACUACGAUUACAACAACCCUAAUGACACCUCCAACUUCUGCCCUGGGUUACAGGCCGCUGACAGCGAUUAUGAAGAGUCUGAUGACUUACUUGUGGGACCAGGUGGAACCCUUGACCAUUCUGACCAUCCACCUGCAACAGCGCAAGGCAGCAGUGAGGCAGCUGAAGUCCACGGCUCGGACAUCACCACUUACAGGGAGUCAAACCUGGUAGCUGAGCCUCAGAAGGUAAAUAAAAUUGAAAUUCAGUAUGCCAAGACUGCCAAAAAGAUGGACAUGAAGAAGUUGAAGCAGAGCAUGUGGAGUCUGCUGACGGAGAUCCCCAGGCAGGCAGAUGCAGAGGUAAACCACAGUGAGGAUGGAGAAGCAGGACCCCUUGAGGAGGGGGCUGACAAGAAGCUCAGCAGUCUCACAAAGGACCUGCAGAAGAGCCUGCCUCCCCUUAUGGCCCAGAACCUCUCCAUACCUCUGGCCUUUGCGUGUCUCCUACAUUUAGCCAAUGAGAAGAACCUGAAGCUGGAAGGAACCGAGGAUCUUUCGGAUGUUCUGGUGCGGCAGGAGGACUGAGCUUGUGGGGACGGUCCUCACUCCCACAGUGACCAGGAUGCCCACACUCUGGGCUGAGAUGCCAGGGGUUCGAGGCGAGGCUGCCGUGGCUGCCUUCUCCCAGCGCACCUUCUCUCCUUAACUGUCUGCGAACCAGCUCCCUGACCAACUCUGUCCUCGAUAGAAAUUUUCUGUUCUGUGGUGACCACCUAGGAGGGAAGAGAGGGCAAGGACACUGUCCCUGAUUACGGAAACCGUGUCCGCUCUUCGUAUCCUCCAUUGCUCUGUUCUCCAUACUUUAUUCUUGUAGAAAAGAAUUCCCCAGUAGGCACUUGUCCUUUAAUAGCUACCAAAACCUUGUAUAUAAAAUACACCAUAUAUGUGCUUAUAAAUGUGUAUAUAAGCUUAA